UUUUUCAACGUCUCUGCUCCAUUUCCACUUCCCGAUCGCUCUACUUCUCUUCGAGGCUUCCAAUUUCUCGAACUUUCCACCCUACGAUCUACUGCAACGAUGGUGAGAGGCUCAUCUCAAUCUCAGACUACCUCCUCUUCUGCCACUUCCCGACCAGGCCCCGUCGGCGUUGUACCUCGCGGCACCCCUGCUGCCACUGCUGGCAUGCGACGCCGUCGUCUCGGCACCGGAUCUUCCUCCGGGUUCAGUGGGGGAAGCGGUGGUAAUAGUGGAAGCAACAUGCUCAGGUUCUACACCGACGAUGCUCCUGGCGUCAAGAUCACUCCAACUGUUGUCCUUGUCAUGAGCGUCUGCUUCAUCGGCUUCGUCACCGCUCUUCAUGUAUUCGGCAAACUCUACCGCCGUUCCUCCGUUGAAGCUUGAAUUUCGAUGGAUCUGAUCUAGGAUUUCACGCUUUUGUUGUAUGAUUUGAGCUUUCAUGAUCGUAAACCUACUCCAGUAUGUCACUAAUUUCUCUGAUCUGUAAAUACGUUCUCCUUGCAUCUCAAAUCCUGUUUCCAUGUCAUCCUUCCAAAAGGAGAGAUAUAAAAGAUCUUUAGUUUUAAUUUAUCAAUUCUUCGUGUUUUUGGAGGUUCAAAUUAUGAGAUACUUGCACGAUUUCCGAUUUUUGUUUGCUAAUUUCAUGACCAAGGUUUCGUAUC
Molecule: messenger RNA, 701 nt
Organism: Cynara cardunculus var. scolymus (artichoke)
Lineage: Eukaryota; Viridiplantae; Streptophyta; Magnoliopsida; Asterales; Asteraceae
Product: protein transport protein Sec61 subunit beta
Exons: 1
Coding region: 100-423 (107 amino acids)
Biological process (GO): intracellular protein transport
Cellular component (GO): Sec61 translocon complex
Source: RefSeq, a predicted model, not a curated record